This is a messenger RNA of Salmo salar (Atlantic salmon), 2247 nucleotides long. Its product is annotated as phospholipase ABHD3. Lineage: Eukaryota; Metazoa; Chordata; Actinopteri; Salmoniformes; Salmonidae. Gene Ontology annotation, biological process: medium-chain fatty acid biosynthetic process; phosphatidylcholine metabolic process; medium-chain fatty acid catabolic process. Gene Ontology annotation, molecular function: A2-type glycerophospholipase activity; glycerophospholipid phospholipase A1 activity; acetylesterase activity. The record is from RefSeq and is a predicted model, not a curated record.
UCUGCACAUCACUGAACGUUAUAGUGCAUGCAACCAUUCCAGAGCAGCAGAGGUUUUCAUUCGAUCCUGGCCGCUAUACCUGAAGAGCGCGACAUAAGAGGGACCUGGCAAUGAUCUCACUGGACUUCAAUUUGAAUGUUUUGACAAGGGACCUGUCACUUUAUCUGGAAAAUCAAGUGAAAGUUGGGCUUUUUGGAUCUGGAGUACUGUCACUGGUGCUCGGCUUCAGCGCAGCUUAUGCCUACUACUACUUGAUCUCUGUCGCGAAGAAGCCCCAACUGAUUUCUGGUGGAAAGAAGUUCUACCAGUUCCUGCGGGACCAAUGUCCCGUGGUGUCAGAGACCUACUACCCCACCUUCUGGUGCUGGGAGAGCCGGAUCCAGACGGUGCUUAGGCCCUUCGUCACGGCUAAACCGGGUGUCAGCUACAGAAAUGAGCUCAUUAGAGCAGAAGAUGGAGGACAGAUCUCUCUGGAUUGGUUUGACAACGAUGACAGCGCCUCCCACCCCAACGCGGCCACACGGCCCACCGUCCUGCUGCUUCCAGGCCUGACCGGUACCAGCAGAGAGUCCUACAUCCUCCACAUGGUGCAGCAGAGCAGGGAUCUGGGUUAUAGGUGUGCGGUGUUCAACAACAGAGGGGUGUCUGGUGAAACUCUCUUGACUCCCAGAACAUACUGUGCUGCCAACACAGAGGACCUGGAGGCGGUCAUCGAACACAUCCAGAGGACAAAUGAGGACGCCCCUCUCAUGGCUGCUGGGGUCUCCAUGGGCGGGAUGAUGCUGGCGAACUACCUGGGGAGGAAGGGCAGAGAGACGUGUCUGAAAGGCGUGGUUGUGUUCUCGGCAGGCUGGGAUGUGUUUGAGUGCACAGCGUCACUGGAGAAGCCUCUGGACCGCUUUCUCUUCAACUCCUACCUCACCAGCUGCCUGCAGGCGGGCGUGGACAGACACAAAUCUGUGCUUGAGAAGAGUUACGACAUUGAUCAUGUGAUGAAGGCCAAGACCCUCCGUGAGUUUGAUGAGAGGUUCACGUCUAUAAUGUUUGGCUACCCCACCAAUGAUGACUACUACCAUGAUGCCAGUCCCAUCCACAGGCUCAAGUCUGUGCAGGUGCCCAUGUUGUGCCUAAACGCUGCAGACGACGUCUUCUCUCCCAGUCAUGCCAUUCCAGUGGAGGCGGUAAAGCAGAACCCUAACCUAGCCCUCCUCAUCACCUGCCACGGUGGCCAUAUUGGUUUCCUGGAGGGCCUGUGGCCCCGACAGAGCACCUACAUGGACCGCGUGUUUAAGCAGUUUGCCAAGGCCGUCAUAGAACAGGGUGGCGACCUCAAUGACCUUUCCAGCUAGUACGACAUUCCUUUUCUCCCUCUUUCUCUUUCUUUCAUUUCUUUCCUCCUCCCCCCAGUCCUUCUCCCUCCCUCUCUCACUACAAGCAAAAAAAGCUGUAUUUAUUUUGAAGGGCACAUCCUGUCGCAACACAGCAUUCGUCAGUCAACUCAUGUAUCCCUUCAUACAUUCAUUAAUUCAAUGUAUGUAGCCAUGAAUUCAUAUCAUGCUUAUUUUAAAAAGAUGAGUAUGUUCACAUUAGUAUGUUCGAAUAUGAAUAAUUUCAGCUGUCUUUCUCCAUCCGUCAGUGUUCUCAACAAAAACUCUGUAUCAAUAGAAUUUUAGUCCUCAGGGAUUUUAUUUCUUUUUUACAUAGUGUCUGUCUGUCUGUCUGUCUGUCUGUCUGUCUGUCUGUCUGUCUGUCUGUCUGUCUGUCUGUCUGUCUGUCUGUCUGUCUGUCUGUCUGUCUGUCUGUCUGUCUGUCUGUCUGUCUGUCUGUCUAAGGUUUGUUAUGAAUGUGAAUAGUUUAUGUUAAAGAAUGUUUAGUCCAUUCAACAACAAAAAAAUACCUAACCUAAUCUCUCGUGACAGACAGCUAGCUGCUAUAGUAGUGUGAGAUUUAGUUCUGGGUUCCGAGAUGAUACCUUUAAUUUACCUCAACAGAUCACAGUAUUUAUGUUCUCUUGAAUUGUUCUGCAUGCACUUUCAUUCACACAUUCUACCUGUACGCACACCAAAUAGCUCUAACAAUGUAAUGUUAUGGAGAUAACUCAUUAUUAGUUAUAAGGAAUGUGAAUUUGCACUAUUUUAGUUUGAACAAGCCAUGCCUCUAAUUCCUUCCUGCAAACGCACUUGAUUUCAAUAGUUUUCAUAUGUAAAUAAGUAUACCCAAAGGGCCUAAUAAAUUAAUAUGCAAAUA